UGGCGGCGUUGCCAGAUCACGCGGCUAACAAAAGCGCUUGCCGGCAAAAGGCAAAAUUAGCAAAUUGGAAUAAAAUAUUAAUUUUUGAUGAUUUGCUAAGUAAAAAAUGGCUGGCGACAAUGAAAACAGUAACACAGACACCUCCAAUGAUCAUAUCGAUCUGGCGCAAUACCGCAAGCUAGUCAAACAGUUCAUAGACAUGCGUCGCUACUCGACUGCCUUGUUUUGGGCCGAGAAAGUGGCUGUGCUUAGUGGGCAGGAGCCACGCGAUGUCUACUACCAGGCACAGUGCAUGUUCCUGCUCGGCGAAUUCCAUCGGGCAGCGCACACAAUUCAACACUAUCAUCUGCAAAAGAGUUCGCUGCCAUGCUUUAAUCUGCUGCUGGAGAGCCUCUAUGCAGCCAAAGAGUACAACGAGGCGGCUAAUAUAAUACAGGCUGUGGAUGUAGAGACGAUGAGCACGUCAAUAGUGCACCCACCACAGGAUGCUGCCAGUGGCUUCAACCUGGAGACCAACAGCGUCUUUGGCGGCGAGGAGAACAAUCGCAAUGAGCUGCUGGCUUCCAUUUAUCUAAUGAAGGGCAAGGUGUAUGAGGCACUGGACAAUCGAGGCAUGGCCAUGGACUUUUAUGUGCAGGCGCUACACAAAUCCAUCUAUUGCUUCGAGGCAUUGGAGGCUUUAGUGCAGCACGAAAUGCUGAUGGCCUGGGAGGAGUUCGAACUGAUGCAUCAUCUGCCGCUGGCGCAGCAAUCCAGCGAGUCGGAUGCUAAGUUUAUCUUAAAGCUUUACGAAUCAAGAUUGAAAAAGUAUUACGAGCUGAUCUCGGCACGCAAUGCCGAAGAGAUUUCGCCCAUUGUCAAUCCGGAUGUGCUCAAGUACAUCAAGGAGUUCACGGUGCGUGUGCAGCAAACCUGCUCUACUGACUCGCAGUUCCCUAAGUCCAACCUACCCAAGGUGCCUGUGACGCCAGCUCACUUCAUGUCGCCUGCUCAAAAAGUGCUGGAGGAUUUGAAGGCGCCCACGUUCUCGCUGCAGACUAGUUUGUCACGUGCUUCCUCCAUGAUCGAUGCCACGCAGCGCUCGCUCUUCGACGCCUCCAAUCGUCGUGCCUCGGGCGACCAGGACUUGGACACGCUGAUGUCGCUCAACGACUGCUUAACGCGCGUGCAGCGCAGCACAGAUCUCUUGGCUGCCGAAGCAGAGAAGUGCUUCUACGACUGCGAUUACAAGCAGUGCCUUAAAAUACUCAAUGACCAGCUUAAGAUUGAUCCGUUCCACAACAAUGCACUGACUAUUCAAAUCGCUUGCCUUGUCGAAAAUGGCGACUUUAACAGGCUUUUCUAUGUGGCGCACAAACUCGUUGAUCGCUACCCCGACAAGGCAAUUUCCUGGUACGCCGUUGGCUGCUACUACGAUAUGAUAGGCAAGAGUGAUCCGGCGCGUCGUUACCUCUCCAAGGCCACUUCCCUGGAUCGUCUUUAUGGCCCCGCUUGGCUGGCCUAUGGUCACUCCUUUGCCAAUGAGAACGAGCACGAACAGGCGAUGGCUGCCUACUUUAAGGCCACUCAGCUGAUGCGCGGCUGCCACUUGCCGUUGCUCUACAUUGGCGUGGAGUGCGGACUGACCAAGAAUCUGGAACUAGCCGAGAAGUUCUUUCUGCAGGCCAUGACAAUUGCGCCCAUGGAUGUGUAUGUGUUGCAUGAGCUUGGCGUGAUUAAGUACGAGUACGAAUACUACGAUGGGGCAGCCACGAUCUUCCAGUGCACCGUGGACAUCAUUAAACAGCGUGCCAAGACCAAUAACGAAGAGAUUUCCGCACGCUGGGAGCCGCUCUUUAUCAAUCUGGGUCACUCGCUGCGCCGCAUAGGGAAAUACGAGGAGGCGCUCUACAAUUUCCAAUAUGCUCUUCUGUUGAAGCCACAAAGCGCCCCCACCUACACGUCCAUGGGAUUCAUACACGCUCUGUUGGGCAAUUUGGACGAGGCCAUUGAGUAUUUCCACAAGAGCUUGGCACUAAAUCGCGACUGUAUUGUCACCUCGACUAUCUUGAAGAAUUGCAUUGAGGAUCUGAUGGACGAUAACACAACAAUCAACGAGAUUUGCAGCAAGGCAUUGCGGGAUGUCACCGAAUCAAUCACGGCCAGUACUCGACAAAUGCUCAAUGCCGACAAACUGAAUGGCAUCAAAAUGAACCUCAAAUUCGAGGAAGAGGAGGAGCUCUCCAAUUCAAAUUCCAAUUCCGACUCCAACAUGGUUGUGGACAUGAGCUUGGAUACUUAACGAAUAGACAACACCUAAUCUUACUCACACGCACACACACAUCUUAUAGAUGAAUCAUUAAAUACUCCAUCCAGCUUGUGUUGCUGUCGCCUGCACUUGAACUUAAUUAGAUAAAGACAAUUGCACAGCUGUUCAAUCAACAUGCAUGGGAUUUUUCUAGCUGAAGAGGUUUUUUCCACACUCCCCAUUGAAGUUGCCGCUGUUCUGUGCUGUGCUGUGUUGUGUUUAACCUGCAUUGUGAGUAUUUAAGUUUGCGAAUUAAGAAAUUAGGAUCAUUGUAUUCUGGGCUGAGUUAAG
Molecule: messenger RNA, 2578 nt
Organism: Drosophila albomicans
Lineage: Eukaryota; Metazoa; Arthropoda; Insecta; Diptera; Drosophilidae
Gene: Cdc16
Product: cell division cycle protein 16 homolog
Exons: 6
Coding region: 107-2281 (724 amino acids)
Biological process (GO): cell division
Molecular function (GO): protein binding
Source: RefSeq, a predicted model, not a curated record